This is a messenger RNA of Amyelois transitella, 6216 nucleotides long. RefSeq names its product arfGAP with SH3 domain, ANK repeat and PH domain-containing protein (gene Asap). The record is from RefSeq and is a predicted model, not a curated record. The coding region runs from base 212 to 3235 and encodes 1007 amino acids. Gene Ontology annotation, cellular component: cytoplasm. Gene Ontology annotation, molecular function: sequence-specific DNA binding; protein binding; GTPase activator activity. Gene Ontology annotation, biological process: positive regulation of GTPase activity; regulation of DNA-templated transcription. The transcript is spliced from 16 exons. Lineage: Eukaryota; Metazoa; Arthropoda; Insecta; Lepidoptera; Pyralidae.
AAUCAAUUCAGUCCCUUCAUUUGUCACGAGAGAAAUGGGUGGGUUUAUUGCUUGCGUUUAGAUGCGAUCUUGUUUUUAUUUGCGCAGAAGUGUUUGGUACGUGACAAUGUGCUCAAAUUUAAAUAUUUCGUUCGUUUAAUGUAUUGAGUGAUAUUAUAAACGAAUGUGUAUGAAUUUUUACUUUAGUGCGACAUAAGUGAUUGUGUUCACAAUGCCGGGUCUUAUUGGUAUCAGUGAAUUUAUUGAGGAAACUCGAGAUGACUACAGUUCCCCAACUACAUCAACAUUUGUCUCGCGUAUGCCACAAUGCCGGCAAACAAUCAACGCCUUAGAGGAGACGUUGGAUUUCGACCGAGAUGGCCUCACAAAACUCAAGAAGGCAAUUAAGGCAAUUCACAAUUCUGGAAAUGCUCACGUGGAUAACGAGAUGUAUCUGGCCCGAGCUCUGGAGCGCCUUGGAGGGAACGCCCUCAACAAAGAUUCCGAGCCGGACAUCGCAGCGGCUUUCCUCAAGUUUGCCGUCGUCACCAAAGAAUUGUCAGCUCUUAUGAAGACGCUGAUGCAGAACAUAAACAACAUUGUUAUGUUCCCUGUAGACAGCCUCCUCAAAGGUGACCUUAGAGGAGUAAAGGGCGAUCUCAAAAGGCCUUUUGAUAAAGCAUCCAAAGACUACGAGUCUAAGUACCUGAAGAUAGAAAAAGAAAAGAAAUCACAAGCAAAAGAGGCUGGCCUCAUACGAAGCGAAGUUACGCCAGCAGAGAUAGCAGACGAAAUGGAAAAGGAGAGGAGAUUAUUCCAACUACAAAUGUGUGAGUACCUGAUAAAGUUUAACGAGAUCAAAACGAAGAAGGGAAUCGAAUUGCUGCAGCAUUUGGUGGAGUAUUACCAUGCGCAGACUAAUUACUUCCAAGAUGGACUAAAGACGAUCGAACAUUUCGGUGUCUAUGUGGCAGAUUUAAGCGUACAACUGCAGAAGAUAAGGCAACAACAAGACGACGAGAGACGACGGCUGCUCGAACUCAGGAAUAUGUUGAGGGCGGCCGCGCCGCAAGACAGAGAGGUGGCGUCAUCAGUAGGAGGAUACUCUCUCCAUCAACUCCAGGGGGACAAACAGCACGGGGUGACUCGGAGUGGUUAUCUCCUUAAAAAGUCGGAGGGGAAGGUGCGCAGGGUAUGGCAGAAGAGGCGUUGCAGGGUCACAGCUGAAGGGUUCCUGGAUAUAUUUCACGCUGAUGAGAACAAACCUCCAGCAAGAGUGAACCUACUCACGUGUCAGAUCAAAGUAGCAACGGACGAUAAGAGGGCGUUUGAUCUAGUCUCAUACAACCGUACGUACCACUUCCAAGCUGAUGAUGAAAACGAACAGCGUGCGUGGACGUCGGUUCUCAUCAAUUGCAAAGAAGGUGCUCUGAUGAGGGCGUUUCACCAACAAGCGGGCGAGAGUAACGACUCGGGCCAUUCGCUCCUGGACCUGCAGCGGUCCAUCAUCAGGGCCGUCAGGGCGAUGCCAGGAAACCAGGUCUGCGCGGACUGUGGGUCUACGAAUGAUCCCACAUGGUUGUCAACAAACUUCGGAAUAAUAGUUUGCAUAGAAUGCUCUGGCAGCCAUCGGGAAUUAGGUGUGCAUAUAUCGAGGAUUCAGUCGCUGACAUUGGACAGACUCAGCACGUCGCAAUUGUUAAUAGCGAGGCACAUGGGCAACCACAUGUUUAACGAGGUCAUGGAGAAUACAUUGGACGAAAGGGAGAAACUUACGCCCGAGAGUACAAUGGAGGAACGCCUAAGGUUUAUAAGGGAGAAGUACGUUUACCGAGCGUACGCCGCGCAGACGUGUUGCGACGCGGCCGAGAGGCUGUCGGAGGUGGAGCACGCGGUGAACAACGGCCACUUGCAGAACUUGCUGCAGGCGUACGCGGAGGGCGCCGACUUGGCGGCUACACUGCCGUGCUCGGAUUGCGGCGAAACCGCGCUCCACCUGGCCAUAUCACGGGAGUUGGGAGACGGGUCCUGCCUCCACAUAGUCGAUUUUCUAGUCCAAAACGGCGGGUCUCAGCUCCUGGACAAGCCGACAUCGUCGGGCAUGACCGCUUUACAUCUGUGCGCUGCGACGGACAGGACAGAGCCAAUGAAGUUACUGUUGAAGGCGGGCGCCGAUUGGUCGUUAAAGGACGGCAGUGGGAGGAGUGCGUUGCAAAUAGCAAAGCAAAUGGGACACCACGCGUGCCAGGAAUUGUUGGAAAGUGUGGAUAAGAGGGAAAAGAGUAUAUUCGAAAAUAUAAACAUCGAUUGGAAUCUAUCACACGACGACGGCUCUACUGACUUUUCAGAUGACGACACCGUUAUUGAUGAAAGGCAAAAUGGAAGCGUGACACCCGAAAAGAAAUGUCCCCGUUCGCGUCCGCCAUCUUACGCCGGCGGCGUUGUCGGCGCUAUACCCGGGAGCGACCGAAUCAUUACCGGCAGCGACCGAACGAUUACCGGUAGCGAUCGAACGAUUACAGGCAGUGAUCGAACGAUCACUAGUGUUACUAACAGCGGCGGCGAUUCACCAGUUCUCAGAUCGAGGUCAUCGACAUGCGACUCCUUACAUCACCCUCCUACCGCGCAAAUAAGAAAACCUAACGUUUAUAACAUUGGCAGUUUAAAAAAGCGUGUGGCGCCAUUGCCGCCGUCUGCGCCGCAUUCCACGCACACGCUGCCGCACGCGCCGCACUCGCGGGCCGCAGCCUCGCCUUCGGCCGCAGGCGGGAGCUGCGCCGCGAAGCACCGGCCGGCCGCGCCGCCGCCCACGCCGCCCGCGCCCGCGCUCAACGGCGACCCCACGCCGCCGCCCCGGAAGGAAUGUUCUAGUCAGGACUCGUCGCUGGAGUUGUGCGACAUGUCGGACGCGUGCGCCGACGACAGCCGGAUACACUCGGCGUUGUCGUGCGACAGCUCGCGCUCGCGGGAACGGUCGCGUCGCAGCGACAGCCGCUCGCUAGACGUGUCCGACACGUCUAGUGUACACUCGAGGUCGCCGUCUGCUUCUAUCACUAUGAUGGGCGGUUUGAGGCGGUGUAGGGCGCUGUACGAUUGCUCAGCGGACAAUGAGGACGAACUGUCAUUCCGCGAGGGCGAGGUCAUCGUCGUCAUCAACGAACGCACGGAGGACGACAACUGGAUGGAGGGACAAGUCGAAGGCACCGUCCGCAGGGGGAUGUUCCCCGUCUCUUUCGUUCACAUGCUACCGGACUAGAAUGGAAUGAAACAGCGAUAGCAACAAGGAACGUAGGUCAGUAUCCAGUGUUCAGAGAAUCACUAAGCGUUAAGCGCGGUAUUCGAAAUAAGAAUCGAUCUCUGUGUGUAAGAUAUAAAGUAUUGAGGUUUCUUUGUAUCAAUGAGCGUAUCAGUUACGUUUGGAAUAAUAGAUUAAAAAAUUGAUGUUUAGAUCCAUAGUAAUAAAAUUACAAAUUGGAUUCGCAUGUUUGCUCUUAAACAUUUCUCGUAUAGUGCAAGCAGUAUUUAUUUACUUUGGCCUAAUGUCUUGGUAAUUAUGAGCUUACUUGUAAGACUUCACAUGUUAUACACUGCGAAUUGUUAUUGUAUAAUUUGUUGUCAGUCUGUCAACAUGCAGAUUUACAAUUGACUUUUAGCUUUCUGGUGUAAAUAAACUGCAACUAUGUAUCAGAAUAUUUGAUUGGCCACAAUUUUCUAUAUUAUUCUUAUAACUUUAUCUACGGCUUAGUACAGUCUCUAUAAUAUUAAAAGUGUGAUAUAACGACCACAUCAUGUUAUUGUUUUAGACUUAAAUUUUAAUACUCACACAUUUUAACCAUUCCUAUUUUGGAAGUCAAUUUUAUAUAGCAAUGUUUCAACCAUUACAUGUUAUAGUAUCUAUAGCGAUACGUGGGACAAGUCUGUCGGUAGGGAAAUCUAUUCUUCAAUGAACUAGAACCAGCAAUGAAAGAAAAAAACAUUGCUAAAAAAUAAGUGUUUUAGCCGACUGUUUCAAGUUUUAGCAAAAUGCCCUGUUGCUAUUUUGCAAAGUUUUUCAAAGUGUCAUCAGCAGCAAGGCUAAGAAAUUAUAACACCAAUAUGGUAAGGUCUGCCAAUUUAGAUAUAGUCCGUCCCGUCGAGGAUUUUGAUUCAAAUUUUAAUCAUACCCAUGAUAAUAUAAUUUUUGCAUGUUCAAUCAUUGUUGCGUGUCGUAUACUUCGAGUCGUAUAAGUAAAUGUUCAAUUUGGUGUCUUUAAAAUUACUGAACUAUAAUUAUUGUAAAAUUAUACUGAUAAUAAUUAAGACUGUUUUGUGUCUCAAUUAUUAUUUCUUUAUAUGCUAUUACUCUGGGCUCUCUUCUGAUAAACAUAUGCUUAUAUUAUCUCUGUAUAAUGUAAUAGUCAAACCAUGGUGGACACAACCGUGGUAAAAGCCAGAGUUAUGCUAAUUACAUUUGUUAUUAAAGCUUUGUAUUGAUAAAAAGCAUUUUUCAAUUAAAAUUAUUAGUCCAUAUCAAAUUCAAACAAACCGAUAUUCAUUCAUAAUUUUUUUAUGUAUUAUAUAAUGUAGGUUGGUAAUGUAAUAAUAUUGCUCAAUUAUUUUCUGAAAUGAUUGCUCCAAUAAAAGGCGUAGAUUCAAAUAAAUAUUUUAUGCUCAUAUAAGUAAAUUUUGUUAUAUUAUUAAAUCAGAAAAAAUCAAAGCUCAAUAAAUAAGUAACAAAUAAAAGUCGAAGAUCUUCGUAUUACUUAAUUAAAAUAUGCUAUGUUUGAUUCAAACAUCUGUGGGCGACGAAAUUUCCUAUCGGUGGUGGGAACUAACUUAUGGUUGAAAAAAGUGUAUUACACUAACAAUAUUUGAAUCAAAAGCCACUUCUCUGACCGCCAUUAGUAUGCUUUUAGCCCUUUGAUUAUAUGGCCAAAUACAAUUGCAGUAGUAAGUACGGUGUGCUCGGGAGCUAGCUGUCGCAACUCUCCUUGAUCGGUGUAGGGUAGGUGACCCAGGUAUCUCCUGUGUAUACUGUACAAAACAAAGUCGUUCAAAAUGAGGAUUCAGUUUCAAUUUUAAAUGUCCCAUAAGUUGGUUCAGGAAAUCCAUUCGUUUCCCCAUUAUCAUUGUACCUACAGUAAAAGCAAUUUGCCAAAAUUUAAUGUGAUCAGUAGUGAAAAAAAUAUAUUAACAAACAAACAAACUAUUGGACCAGUAACUGUUUGAUUGUUGUAGUCUGUUCUCGUAGAAGAUAUUGACGUGUCUUAGAUUGUUGGUGCAUGCUGUAUAGAAGUUACGGGGAAGACCAUAGGUGUAUGUCAUUGUCGAUUAAAAUUUGCUUACAGAUUUUGUGAUAAGUAAGCUUAUCCAGAAACAAAUUAAAAUAGUUCUGGUACUACAAUUAUGUAAGUACAUAUAAAUCAACAAAACGAUUGUAGAGGAAAGUUAUGAGUUUUACCUCAAUUUUAAUACUAGUCAACGUUAAAGUCCACCAACUAUCCAGUAUGCGGUAUCCUUAUGACGUCAAAAAAAAAUAUGUAAACUUAUUUAGGUACGUACCUAUGGACUUUCCCAGGUUCAGAUCUUUGAUACCUGUUGUUACAUAUAAAAUUUUAACAGUUCAUGUGAAUAGAUCGAUGGAUAUAAUCAGUCAGUUGUAGAUGUUAACAGUAGUUUUCGCGUUUAUAUAGCAAGUUGUAAUAAUUUUCUCUAAAAUGUUAUAUAAUGUAUAUAGUUGUUCAAGUCUUUUCUACACAUUCCCGAUGUCAUAGCCAAUUUUAUAAUAAUUUAGUACCUACGGUACGGCUCGGUUUAUUGGUUUUUGCAAUACUAUGAGAUUGGGCGAACAUUAAUUCUUGUAUAUGUAAAUGGUCACUAGCAACGCCGUUUGAAUGCGAGCCCGCGCAGGUUAUGAUAUACUAGAAACUUAGAACUAAGUCGCUCUGAACGCAGGCUCGCAAUUCCCUACAAUAAUUGUGGCCGUGUUUGCGCAAGCGCAGAGGAGCGCAGCGCGUCGGGAGUCGAUUUAGGCUUUACGCUCGCGUUACAAUGGCUUUGGAACCGCGUUCAGUAUGCCCACUCCCGCGCUGCUACUGACCCGUGUUUGGAAACGACAAAGGUCAUAAGCACAAUGCACUCAGAGCAACCACCAUAACCGAAACUGACCUAGGUCCCCUGUCAACAGGGUCACCAUUGUAUGUCACGGCAGUUGUUGCUUAUAAUCAUGGAUAAUGAUCAUAGGAGGACUUCCGGCUC